UGUGCAUACACAGUGUAUAAACUCACAGAAUUAGAAGCAGCAUAAUAUUACGUAAACAGUUUAUAUGCUCAUGUAAAUAUAUCAUUUUACAAAAUGUAUAGAAGGACGUCGCUUUCAAACUAUUUAAGAGAUUAUAUGUCUGAUACUGAAAGCGGGGAAAUAACGUCUACAGAUGAGGAGGAAGACAUUAUUCAGAAACCUGCAAUUCAGGCAAAGUCUACGAUUUUUACAUUAGAUUUCUCGGCUCACUUGUCAACUCCUUUAUCUAAUGUGAUGUCAUAUCGUGCCAUUAUUUUUGACAUUGUGGAUGCGAAUAAUGGCAAUUCUUACAAUGAGAUGACAGGACGAUUUACAUCACCGUUUAAAGGAAUAUAUGUCUUUUUUAUUACAAUUACCAGCACCGAAAAACUGAAAGCGUCGCUUUGUUUUAUGCACAGGUUUAAACCAGUUUUUCAAUCAAAAGUAAAAGAAAUUGAGCAUUCAGUUGAAGGCUAUAACACAAGGACUGUGGCUGUUGUACUCAAUCUUGAUAAAGGAGAUAAGGUUUGGGUAUUGAACUGUACUAAGGUGUCAGAAGUUAGUCAAAUGUUCGAGCCCUAUUAUACAUCAUUUUCAGGAGGAUUAAUUGAAAAACAGAGCACUUUGUGAGUUUAUUUUAACAAUAUGUACAAUAGUGCACUUGUUACUAUUUUAUUAACACUUAGCCAUUAAUCAUGCAUUGAUUUGGCAAAAUCACUUUUCAGUAAUAACUGUCAUACAUAAACGGUUUAUAAUCUACAUAACUGAAGUUGAACUAUAAUCCUCCUUACCAUAUACAUUAUCUUACUAAUGGUUGAUAAACUACAAUGGUAUAAUAACGUUACUGGAAUUAUCUCUUGUGAUUUAGAAUAAACCUUGUUUACACUAAUGAAAUAUGUAAUGUAUAUUUUUCUCAAGAACACAUUUUGUAAAUUUCA
Molecule: messenger RNA, 956 nt
Organism: Mercenaria mercenaria
Lineage: Eukaryota; Metazoa; Mollusca; Bivalvia; Venerida; Veneridae
Product: complement C1q tumor necrosis factor-related protein 3-like
Exons: 2
Coding region: 94-648 (184 amino acids)
Molecular function (GO): protein binding
Source: RefSeq, a predicted model, not a curated record